This is a messenger RNA of Venustampulla echinocandica, 669 nucleotides long. RefSeq lists its product as uncharacterized. NCBI's taxonomy places the organism in Eukaryota, Fungi, Ascomycota, Leotiomycetes, Helotiales, Pleuroascaceae. The transcript has a single exon. The record is from RefSeq and is a predicted model, not a curated record. Bases 1 to 669 code for a protein of 222 amino acids.
AUGACUCCCCAACACCAAGCCGGCGGACGGUCUGUCCAAGCCGUCGCCACCACCAUAGAUCUCGAGUGUCCUCAUAACUACUCUAUCAAUCAUGCACGCAAAAUAAAUGAUUCUGGCUCCCACCCCUCCGGAGCUAAGGGUCUUGCUCUCGCCCAAGACAACUUCGAAGACAGCAGAUUUAUCGACGCCAGCGAUAAUGAUCAUCCCACCACCGGAACCAACGCUUACGAAGACUUCAUCCUUUAUGACUCGGAUACUCCCUUUAUCGAUGAAGAAGCCUCGACAACGCCAAAUCAUGGCUCAAUCUACAACGGCAACAGCAACAGUCAGACCGCCUAUCGCCCAAAGUACACUUCAUACGGUCCACCUGAUCACAGCGAAAAUCUCCAACCAAUGGCAGACCUCACCCAGACGGCCCAUAGUGUAGAGAACCUCUAUGAGGCCAGUCGUUCUCCCGAGCGCUGCUCGUUGUUCGGCGAAUUCAAGCUUGUACCCACGGGGCCGUCUAUGCUUAACGAGUGGUCGAUCACGCCUCAUCGCCAUGAAGACAUGGCAUCUCAUUUCGAGCAGUUGUCCCGUUAUACCCCGGACUCCGGAUCUCCAGCGUCAUCCUCACCUAGAAGUCGCCAUCGCCGACGCAAGUCGGGAAAGAAGCAUCCUAAGCAUUGA